This is a messenger RNA of Acytostelium subglobosum LB1, 306 nucleotides long. RefSeq lists its product as hypothetical. NCBI's taxonomy places the organism in Eukaryota, Evosea, Eumycetozoa, Acytosteliales, Acytosteliaceae. The annotation marks the transcript as partial. Gene Ontology annotation, cellular component: membrane. The transcript has 2 exons. The record is from RefSeq and is a predicted model, not a curated record. Gene Ontology annotation, biological process: Golgi ribbon formation; vesicle-mediated transport.
AUCAAAUCAAACAAAAACAGAAACAACCAACCAAGCAAGACUCAGUCUAUUCUUCAAGAGGUCGAUAAAGUUAAGGAUGUCAUGCACAACAACAUUGGUCUGAUGCUCGACAACCACGACAAGGCCACCAACCUCCAAGAUAAGACUGCUUCGAUGAACAACAAUGCCAAGAUGUUCAAGAAGCAGACCUCUACAAUCAGAAGACAGAUGUGGUGCAGAAAUAUGAAGCUUCAAAUCAUUAUCAUUCUAGUCGUUCUUUUGGUACUUGCAGUUAUCUUGAUCCCAAUCAUUUUGAAGUUCACAUAA